Messenger RNA from Ostrinia furnacalis (Asian corn borer), 1864 nucleotides. RefSeq names its product lemming B (gene lmgB). The transcript is spliced from 3 exons. The record is from RefSeq and is a predicted model, not a curated record. Bases 293 to 1843 code for a protein of 516 amino acids. Lineage: Eukaryota; Metazoa; Arthropoda; Insecta; Lepidoptera; Crambidae.
AGAUAUACGCAACAGUAUACUACUGAAUAAUUUCUAGGUCCGGGUGGUAAAGUUAAAAGUUUUGUGAGUGCCUAUUUGCUUGCAAAAGUCGUGUCGCCCUGUGGGACACUGGAAAGGAGCCGGCAUGCGGUCGGCUCGCCGCGCGGCAGUCGGUAACGCUCGCUCGCGGGGACGGCCGUGUCGACCCCGCGUCUGAGCGCUCGCGAGUGUUGUGACACGCAGUGAAGUGCAAACGCGCUCCAUACUAUAGCUCUCCUCUUAUAGUAUUGUUCGAGUGACGCUUCGCUCAAGCAUGCUGAUGGUACAGACCAACGCCCAACCCAUGAAGACCAGCAAACUGAAGGGGCCGCCCCCCGUGCCACCGCGGCCCAACCAGAGUGUGGUAGCUGAGGCCCUUGCGAAGACGAGGAAGGCCGUUGCUGAAUCCAAGGUCAAUCUGUCGAAGUCGCGGGUGAAACCAGAAACCGCAAAAGCCAAAACAUUAGAACGAACCAAUGCCGUGAAUCAGACCACUGUUUCGCCCAAACAGAACGGUUUAGCACGAGUUAAGUCGUUCAUCCGCGAUGUCAUCAGUGAUCGAAGCUCUUCUUCCGACGAACGAAGGUCUAGCGGACAAAACUCUAGGCGGAGUUCGAGCGACAGUAGCUCGAUACCGACGCCGGCGCCGACGAAAAGAUCUAACGAGUCCCUAAACUCUAAAGCGGUGAAAACAUGUAAACAAAUUUUAGUGCGAUCUCUUUCCACUUCUAACAAGUUAGACCAAGACGCUAAGUGUAAAGUGACGAAAUCGUCAAGUUUUGCUGAGAAAACAUUGCCAUUGAGGAAAGCUCCUCCUCCGCCUUUAUCACCUAAACCUAAGUUGAAACCAAUGAAGCCUUUACCUAUACAGAAAAAGUCUACAAGCAGUAACCGUAGUUCCCCAAAGCAAUCGCCGGAUAUAAGUCCUUAUUCAUCGCCAAUAGAUGCGAAGCCCCCACAGAGCCCUUUAUCAGAAGCGCCCUAUGCUACUGUGGAGGAAGUUCAGGAAUUCGAUGAUAGAUUACGUAACAGUCCUUCUAAGCAAGUCAAUAACACUCCGGAUACGCGCGAGGUUUCUACAAGCCCGAAACGUGACGACAAUGUAAAUAAAAAUACCAAUUCCUUAGAGCGAAAAACGUCAAGGGUCACCGAAUUGUUAAUUUCAGAAAUACUUGCGAGUCGAAACAAGGACGAUGCAAAUAUUGUUAUCGACAAAGGCAAAGACUCUGAGAAUCUGAAUGGUGUUGAUUCGCCGGAAAUUGAGUUGAUGAAGGACAUGAACAACCACGAGAUGUUGAUAUAUGAGUUGCAGACGAUGCACUCGCAGUCCAGCGUUCCCAGCGCGUUAGAAGCGAAGGACAUUAAUGAAAGAAACGGACAUUGUGAUUCUGAGGAUUCGGAAAAGAAUUAUGCUAUGUCUUCUGUCACAAGUGGAAAUACAGACGAUGGAUACGACCAAGCUUACGCUUACAUUUUGGACGAUGACCUCAAGUCUAGACUUCGCAAGCAGUUCCGCGCUAUCAGCACCAUGUCGCUCCAAGGGCUGCCUCCUCUGCCCAAGAGCCUCAGCGGAUUCGCAGAGGGAGAACCUGAGGACCAGGAGCCUCCGUCCUCGCCCUCCGAUCCGCCCCCCACUGACCUCGACUCGCAGCUCACGUAUCUGAAGAAAGAAAUGGCGUCGCUCCGGCAGCUGGACCUGUCCCUGCUCUCGGAGCUGUGGUCGCUGAGCGAGGCCAUGGCGUCGUGGCGGCGUCAGCUCGAGCGCACGCCCCGGCUGCGGCCCGCGCCGCCGCCGCCGCCCCCGCCGCACUACUUAAGAACCUAAUAAAUAUAUUAAAUAGAUUAA